Messenger RNA from Anoplopoma fimbria (sablefish), 3455 nucleotides. Its product is annotated as lissencephaly-1 homolog. Gene Ontology annotation, molecular function: protein binding. Bases 520 to 1752 code for a protein of 410 amino acids. Lineage: Eukaryota; Metazoa; Chordata; Actinopteri; Perciformes; Anoplopomatidae. The record is from RefSeq and is a predicted model, not a curated record. The transcript has 11 exons.
GGGAUUUUUCUUCUUCUAUCAAGGGCGUGCGCACUCCCGUCAGACCGUGAACGCGAGCCUCAUGCGCGCUCUCGUCUGAAGGCGAAUGCAGCAACCCAGGAAAAAAAACAAGCAAGCAGCGGCGGAGAGACGAGACGGGCACGGUUUACCUCCACUCACACGACCACGACGGACCCUCACGCCCUGUCGGCUCGUGUUAGCGUUAAAGACGGCUGAGGGCAUUCACGGGCAACAACAAUAGGAUGCAGUGUAGACUCGGCUGGUGACUGGUCUGCAGGCUCUCCACUUCUCUUGUCCCCGGGGUCAGCCAGUUGGGGGGCGGAUUCCUGCGUUCCCCUUCUCUAGAUCUCUGUCUGGACAAAACCAACUGGCCGCCAUUGGAGUACGCGGCUCAUCCUUGCCCGUGUUGCUUGGAUCAGCUCAGCUCAUCUCCUGACUGAGGAGAGCGCAGCAGCUGCACAAGAGUUGCCUUCUACCAGCAGAUCCUUCCUGAACACCGCCCACACUUCCCCCGUCGCCAUGGUGCUGUCACAACGGCAACGAGAUGAACUAAAUCGAGCGAUAGCCGAUUAUCUACGUUCCAAUGGAUAUGAAGAAGCAUAUUCCACUUUCAAGAAGGAGGCGGAAUUAGAUAAUAAUGAAGAAUUGGAUAAGAAGUAUGCCGGCCUUUUGGAAAAGAAAUGGACCUCAGUCAUUAGAUUACAAAAGAAGGUGAUGGAACUUGAAUCCAAACUGAAUGAGGCAAAAGAGGAGAUCACCCUGGGUGGGCCCAUCACUAUGAAGCGCGACCCCAAAGAGUGGAUCCCACGGCCACCAGAAAGGUACGCGCUGAGUGGCCACCGCAGUCCAGUCACCAGGGUCAUCUUCCACCCGGUCUUCAGCGUCAUGGUGUCUGCUUCUGAGGAUGCAACAAUAAAGGUGUGGGACUACGAGACAGGAGACUUUGAACGCACACUGAAGGGCCACACAGAUUCGGUGCAGGACAUCUCUUUUGACCAGACCGGCAAAUUGCUAGCAUCCUGCUCUGCAGACAUGACUAUCAAGCUGUGGGAUUUCCAGGGCUUUGAGUGCAUCCGGACCAUGCACGGACAUGACCACAAUGUUUCGUCUGUAGCCAUCAUGCCCAAUGGAGAUCACAUCGUUUCUGCCUCAAGGGACAAAACCAUAAAAAUGUGGGAGGUGGCAACUGGCUACUGUGUGAAGACCUUCACAGGCCACCGGGAGUGGGUCCGUAUGGUUCGGCCCAACCAGGACGGCACACUGAUUGCCAGCUGCUCCAACGACCAAACGGUGCGUGUGUGGGUCGUGGCCUCCAAAGACUGCAAGGCUGAGCUGCGGGAGCACGAACACGUGGUGGAGUGCAUCUCCUGGGCACCAGAGAGCGCCCACCCAACCAUCCAAGAGGCCACAGGCUCCGAGACUAAGAAGAGUGGGAAGCCCGGCCCGUUCCUGCUGUCUGGCUCCAGAGACAAAACCAUCAAGAUGUGGGAUGUUAGCAUUGGCAUGUGCCUUAUGACACUGGUUGGCCAUGAUAACUGGGUGCGUGGAAUCCUCUUCCACCCUGGAGGCAAGUUUAUUGUGAGCUGUGCAGAUGAUAAGACCUUAAGGAUCUGGGACUACAAGAACAAGCGCUGCAUGAAAACCCUGUGUGCCCACGAACACUUUGUUACCUCUCUGGAUUUCCACAAGGCUGCUCCCUACGUGGUCACUGGGAGUGUAGAUCAAACAGUAAAAGUGUGGGAGUGCCGCUGAUUUGGACCUUGGAGGAUUGGACCACCACCCCCAUUUACCCAGGCGCUUCUCUGGAUCCCUCCUCCCCCUCCUGCCAUCCCCCCACCCCCCUUCAUCCCCCGUCUCCCCUCACCCUAACCUAAACCUCAUCUCCACAUCAUCUCCGGCUGCACUUACCACCCUGGUUAUUUACCUAUCGCGCUCUCUGGUCCAAUAACUAUUGUCAUUCUAUGUAAAUUAUUCCUGGAUGUAGAUCGAGCUAUUAAAUGUUACACAAAAAAGUAUUCUUGCAUGGUAAUCCAAAAUUGUAUACUGUAAAUUUACAUAACGUCUAGAAGUACCAUAGGUUUACCACGGGGCUGGCCGUCUGUCACGCAGCCUUACCGACCAACCGAAGGCAGAUGUUUUUGACUGGGUGUAAAAUGUAGGGCACUAAAACCCCAAUAAUUUAAGAAAUGACAGUGUCUUUAUGUGUAAGAUUUAUUUUUGUCUAUUUUUUUAUUUAGGAUUUUUUUUCUUUUCUGUUAUUUCUCUCCUUCACUGUCGUAGUCUGUUGGUGCCUAGCUUGGUGAAACUUUCUGAGAGAUGAGGCUGGAAAGGCAUAUAUGAUGCGAUAAGAUACGAUUGUCUGUGGGGCUUUGUUAUUGAAAUAAUCUGUAGCUUUAUAACAUCACUUCUCAAGUGUGCAUACCAUUUCUCUUCAUGUGGAACUAGGUAAUAUUUUAAUGGCUGUAUAUAUAUACGAAUACUUCGAACUGUUGUCCUUGGACCACGGGGGCUUAAAAAAACAGCUUUGUACUCUUGUCAUGGUGGCACAUGAACCACUGCUAGGCUUUAGAUAAAUUAUCCCAUUUAAUGAAUCUGCAGCGAGGAAUGAAAAGUCAAAAUGUAUAAAAGUGGCUUUGUGAGUAACCAAACUUGAGUUCCUCACAUGAGGCCCAACGUAGAGAGAAAGUCUGUUUGGCUUCUGCGGUCAGUGAGCGCUCUGGGUCACAGUAUCACCUGGGCAGAGUUCAGGGAUUACACCUGAUUCCUCUCCAGUACUUGACCUUUUGGUGUGUCUCCUGUUAGGAGAUGAUUUCCUGUGACCUUGCAUGUGAGACUUUUGUUGAACUGAAGCCUCUCUCCACUUCUAGUCCCCUGCUUUUGGCGGGGUUUCGGUGUACCAUAGGAAUUAUGUAGAGCCAGAAGAUGCUCAGUUCUCCCAUGGCGCCUUUGAAGGCCACAAAUGGCAGCAUUGUGUAAAAUAAACCCGCUAAAGAGAAAAACAUAACGGCAUGAUGAGGAGUCAAAGUGAGCCCCCCUGGGUUUGGUAUCUGGGAUGUGCAAAGAUCUCUAAUUUCUGAGGGGUGAAAUAUGUUCUGCAUAAUAAAAAAAUAAAAAAAAAGUUUUGAGUAAAAAAAAUAAAUUUAAAAAAAAUCAGUUUUCUGUGAAAAUAUGAAAUGUAAAUUUAGCUUGUUAAGAGAUUUGGCAAUUUUGUAUUAUCGCACUAAAGGAUGAACUGGAUGGGAAUUUAGGAUUAGUGUGGAAAUGCUAGCAGCAGACAUGCUAGGUGAUCUGUGGAUGCUGUUUGUCUGUAGAGGGGUCUGAUGCUGAGGUUUUUGUGUUUUUUAAAGCGCUCCUCAUUGUAAAAAGAGGCUGUGGCAGCUCCUGGAUCAGACUCUCUGUAAGGGGGAGAAUGCAAAAAGCCUGAGCAGCGAGCAUCUCUACAGGCAAACCCCACA